This is a messenger RNA of Osmerus eperlanus (European smelt), 4607 nucleotides long. RefSeq names its product kinesin heavy chain-like. The coding region runs from base 438 to 2564 and encodes 708 amino acids. The transcript has 23 exons. Gene Ontology annotation, molecular function: microtubule motor activity; microtubule binding; ATP binding. Gene Ontology annotation, biological process: microtubule-based movement; mitotic cell cycle. Gene Ontology annotation, cellular component: microtubule. NCBI's taxonomy places the organism in Eukaryota, Metazoa, Chordata, Actinopteri, Osmeriformes, Osmeridae. The record is from RefSeq and is a predicted model, not a curated record.
ACUGAGCAGAGCAGUCGACAUAGACGCGAAGUUACCUCACUCGUCCUCACAACAGCAUCUCACCUUCAAGCGGCCCUACCCACCAUCAGACGAAAACAAGACAACAUCGCGCAUACCGAGGAAAUAUUGACAAACUGAAAUUUAACGGAGGUAUUAAGGAGCAAUACAGUGUUGCGUUAAAUAUGUAGCCUAUCCCAAUGCGAUUUUAUUUAGAUUUCCAUUCAUAACGGACCUGUUCUGCGGCAAGCUCAACAAACAAUUGUAACGUAAAAAUAAGAUAUUUCAGCCGGAAAUCGGGCUGCGUUUUUUUCAAGCAUCACCAUUUAAAGCAUAUCGAGAAAGGACGCAGUUUGCAUUUCCGUUACUUAUUUGACGCUCGACUGGGCCUGCCAGAUUCUCAACAAGCCUUUCACCAGCACAUCAGUUGAAUUUGCGCAAUGGCCGAUGCUCCUACAGAGUGUAACAUAAAAGUGCUCUGUCGCUUUCGCCCUCUGAAUCAAUCCGAAAUACUGCGUGGAGAUCAAUUCAUCCCCAAAUUCCUUGGAGAUGACACCGUGUCAGUUGGGGGGAGGUCCUACAUGUUCGACCGGGUGUUUCCCACCAACACCACCCAGGAGCAGGUCUACAACACCUGCGCCAAGCAGAUCGUCAAGGAUGUGCUGGGAGGGUACAAUGGGACUAUCUUCGCAUAUGGACAGACCGCCUCCGGGAAAACCCACACCAUGGAGGGGAAGCUGCAUGAUCCCAACCAGAUGGGUAUCAUUCCCAGGAUCGCUGAAGAUAUCUUCAACCACAUCUUUGCCAUGGAUGAGAACCUUGAGUUCCAUAUCAAGGUUUCCUACUUUGAGAUCUACAUGGAUAAGAUUCGUGACCUCCUGGAUGUGACGAAGACCAACUUGGCGGUCCACGAGGACAAGAAUAGGGUUCCGUAUGUGAAGGGCUGCACCGAGCGCUUCGUCUCCAGCCCUGAUGAGGUCAUGGAUGUCAUUGACGAGGGCAAGUCCAACCGCCAUGUGGCCGUGACCAACAUGAACGAGCACAGCUCCCGCAGUCACAGCAUCUUCCUGAUCAACAUCAAGCAGGAGCACGUGGAGACGGAGCAGAAGCUGUGUGGGAAACUGUACCUGGUGGACCUGGCUGGCAGCGAGAAGGUCAGUAAGACCGGUGCGGCAGGAUCAGUCCUGGAUGAGGCCAAGAACAUUAACAAGUCUCUGUCUGCCCUGGGCAACGUCAUCUCCGCCCUGGCGGAGGGCACGAAGACCCAUGUCCCAUACAGGGACAGUAAGAUGACUCGUAUCCUUCAGGACUCCCUCGGGGGGAACUGCAGGACCACCAUGUUCAUCUGCUGUUCCCCUUCAUCCUACAAUGAUGCUGAGACCAAGUCCACGCUCAUGUUCGGACAACGACUGCUGGAGGAGAGCCACGACUCCCUCAGCGAGGAGCUGGCCAAGCUUCUCUCUCUCUCUCUCUCUCUCUCUCUCUCUUCACCAGAUAACUCUCUGAUCGAGGAGAAGGAUGGGGAGAAGGGCGAGAUGGAGGACGGAAACGUCAAGGAGAGGUCUCGCCAGCAGGGAGAGACCCACCGUGGCCUCCACCACAAGCAGCUGGCGCGCCUGCGCGAUGAGAUCAACGAGAAGCAGAGGGUCAUCGACGACCUCACUGAUCGUAACCUGAAGCUGGAGGUGGAGCUGGCCCAGGUGUGCGCCGACUUUGACCGUCUGAAGAGCCAGGACAACACCAAGAGCGAGCGUCUGGAGGAGCUGUCCUUUCUCCAUGAGCGUCAUGAGCAGACCAAACAGGACCUCAAAGGUCUGGAGGACACUGUGGCCCGCGAGCUCCAGACCCUCCACAACCUGCGCAAGCUGUUCGUUCAAGACCUCACGUCGCGGGUUAAAAAAAGUUCCGAAAUGGAGCCUGAUGACAGUGGGGGGUCUUGCACCCAGAAACAGAAGAUUUCCUUUCUUGAGAAUAACCUGGACCAACUUACAAAGGUUCACAAACAGCUGGUUCGUGACAAUGCAGAUCUGCGCUGUGAGCUUCCAAAGCUGGAGAAGCGUCUGCGGUCUACUGCUGAGAGAGUUGAGGCCCUGGAGACGGCACUGAGGGACGCCAAGGAGGGCGCCAUGAUCGACCGCCGGCGCUACCAGCAGGAGGUCGACCGCAUCAAGGACGCCAUGAGGGUCAAGAACGCGCUGAGGCGCCCCCAUGCCGCGCAGAUCGCUAAGCCCGUGAGACCAAAGCAGCUUCCAGUCUGCUCUCCCACCAACCCCUUCUACACGCGCCCCAACGAGCCCUCCAACACAUACAGCAACGCCCUCUUCCAGAGCUCCCUGUCAGGACAGCCCUCCUCCCCUGUACCCAGCUCCGUCCAGACCAACACAGUUUCCACAGCGCUGGGCUACAGAGCAGCCAGACCCACAGACAUACUGGAAUCCUACCCACUCAACAUAGACAAUGGAAAUGCCAGAGAUAUCAAUGACAACAGAAGUGAUGCAACGUGUGGCAGCGAGGUGGACGAUCCUAACAGACUGUACAUCAUUCAGCAGGAGACCGCAGCAAGUUAGUGCCAUGAUGACCUACCACUGUACUGGAGGAUCUGCACCCUCUCCCUGGACCUGCAUGCACCCUCCUCAUCUCACAGCCCCGCCAGCACCACACACAGCCCUGUAGCCCCCACUACACACACACACACACACACACACACACACACACUAAGAAAACACACACACACACCUCCCCCCUGGGAUUAGAACUCACAGUGUAAAUAGUCAACUCUAGAAGAGGUCUCGACCGCCACUGUUUCUGUGUAUGUACACGGCCUUCUAUUGUGGCAUUAUACGGCAUUGCAAAGAUGAUAUGGCGCUUUCAUAACUACGUCCCUGCCACAUAUCUUUCAAAUGUUAUGCCAGCUUAUAACAAAGUUCCUCACUCUCUGCAUGUUGCUCAGCUAACUAGCCAUAGCAUAAAUCUUUGCAUGUGUCCUGAUGACUAGCUAUAAACUGGCAUAAACUUCACCAUACAGCAGUCUCAUCUCUGUGAUGUCAUCAGGGAAAACAGCCGGUAGUCUAUACCCAGGUUCAAUGUAUAGUAUAACAUAUAUAUAUAACCUGGGUCUAAACCACACUGCAGUCUCAUCUCUGUGGUGUCAAACAGAAGGUUGGUCUGUAGAGUUACGAUCAUAAUAGUAUUAUUAUUAUUAUUAUUAUCAUAAUAGUUGUUAUUCUCAGUCUGUAUCCCCCCUGCUGUCUCAUCUCUGAUGUCAUCACACAGACAGAGCUGCCUGCUCAGCAUUGACUGUAAGCCAGGUGACACGCCCGUUAUCAGAGUCUUCGGAGCCAUGCCAACAGCUGAGAUCACAUGAUCAUCAUGAACAUGAUGUCAUGUCCUACAUGUGUACCCGUGUACCUACUACCUCUCGUAUGGAGUCAACUCAGAAGUUGCUGCAUCAUCCUUUCCUAAAAACACAACCCCAUGUUUAGUAGAUGAUUCGAAUAGAGAGCAGCAGGUACAGGACACUGUCCAAUAUGAUGAACCACUGAGCCCAAACUGCAUUUGAACCUUCUCUGUGACAUCGACUCAAGACAGACAUGUCACACAGCACUCAGUAAGUAACAGUGUCAUGUGAUCUCGACCAUGACUCACACACGCCUGGUCCUCACAGUCACAAUUAACAUUCAAAAUGAUGGUCUACCAAGGUUAGCCAAUCAGAUAUGUGGUCACCAAGGCUAUAGCCAAUCAAUGAAGGCCUGUAUUGUUACCCAAGGUCCUGCUGUGUAUUCUCUUUCGGGAUCCUGAUCAGCCAAUCAGGACAGAGAAAAGCAUCCCUUCCUAAGGUAUUGAAUGGCAGGCCUUCAAGAUUGGCUAGAGUUGAAACCAGGUCCAGGGGUGUGUUCAGGAGGUUGCAGGGUAACAGAGUGUUCAGACAGUCAGAUGAUCAGAUCUACAGGCCUCUCUACCAAGUGGUAUCACGAUCAGCUUUGUUUCCUGACUGAUUACGGAACCUUGUAGAACACUACACCUUCCUGAACACACCCCAGAUCCACACCCACUAAUAUCCCAGGUCUGGUACUUACAGCUUCUCAGGAUCUCAUUGGUAUCAGUGUGUUCAUGGGUCCCCCAGUGUCUCUCUGACCUGAUAGUGUAUGGAUGGGAUGUUGUUAUCAUUGUCACAGUCUUAUAACAUCUCUUGAACCAGUAAAUGUCAAUCCUUCCCUGCCUGAUCAGUACCUAUGGCAAGUCCCUCAAUUAGAGGCCACCACAUGUAACCACUUUAAACAUGUACUAUAGCCUCACCCCCUUCUGUCUGACUUUAGCUUCAGUGAAACGUAUGUGAUUAUUAUAUUGUUAAACUUGUAAGUAUAUCAUUGCACCAUAUGUAGUAAUAUUAAGAGAAGAAGGUGCACAUUAUAACUUUGCUAAGAGAAUCAUCGUGGUUUAUCGGGUGUGAGUUGUUUCUGAGGGUUGAAGUAGUCUUAGAGACGCGUGUAUCAUAGGGAACAUGCAUCUUUCUGUGUACUGUACAUACAUACGAUAAUGUUUGUGAACCAUUGUGUCGUAGUUGCAGUUAAUAAAAUCCUUCUAGAAACAUGUUCAUUAAAGACAAUCUU